AUGCGUUCACUAAUACAUUCAAUCGCGCUAUGCAUCUUUGUAGCACACGUUACAAUCUUUGCGAGAGCGCAAAAAACAGGCGCACCAUCCGACUCACCCCAGGACUCCGAUAUCUACCAAUCCUCCUACCUGGGCGGAGAGCACAACAUUGAUCCUGCAGAUGUCCCAAAAUUCACACAACUCUGGAAUGCAUCAUUCAACCCCGACGAAAAGCACUGGGCGCGCCCUCUUGUGCAUACCCUCUCCUCAACCGGCCGCCAGAUAGUCUUCACCGCCUCAACCGAGAACCGCAUUAGAACCUUUGAUGUGGAAACUGGUCAGCUACUGAACGAGCGUCAAGUCGCUCCACCAUGGCCCAUGGACCAAGCUUUCUGCACAACGCACGUCAGCAAGACACUAGGUAUCAUGGGUACACCCGUCAUCUACCGCGAAGACGGCAACGAAAUCGCAUUCUUCUACGUAAAGAGCUAUAUCGAGGACUAUCGAGAACCGGGCGGUGCGUACCCGCCCUUGAACUCUGUGUACUAUCUCUACGGCGUGUAUCUCGAUACGCUACAGGAUCUGUACAAGUAUCCCAUGAUUAUCGAUGGCCAGCCCUCCGAUAACGAUAUGCGCAAGACGUUUCUGGGUGGUUUGGUGUUGCAGCGACCGGCGUUGCUGUUACUGGGUGAUGUACUGUAUGCGGGAUUCGGCGGGCUAUGCGACGCAUUCAACUACACGGGCAAUGUUGUAGCUGUUAAUCUAGCGACACAGAGUACGUAUACGUGGACCACGCAAGCAGAAAACGGGAGUUUGUACACCGAUGACUGGACUGCGUGGCAUGGUGGUGGCGCGGGCGGGAUCUGGCAAGCUGGAAUGGGGCUUUCUUCGGAUGGCAAAGACGUCUUCUUCACGAUUGAUAACGGCGGCGGGUCCACGGCUGCGACGCUUGAUGUUACACCGAAGGAGGGUCAUAAGCCUUUGGCUGUUCUUUCGGAGACGGUGGCGCGCAUUACGCUUGAUGAGGCGGGUGGAGCUGGUAUCCAACUUGUUGAUUUUUUCCGUCCGUCGGAUUGGCAGACGGACUCUGGACAGGACAUUGGAAGUGGAGGGUUCGCUCUUCUUGAUCCUAGCAUUUUCAAGACAAAGGGCGGAAAGAGGAUUGGGGUGGCAACGUCGACGAAUCCGAGGAUGUACGUUACGGAAGUUGAUAACUUGGGCGGGUAUCUGCAAGGGAAAGAUGACACAGACGGCAUUCUACAGACUAUUGAUUUGGAAGGCGAGGUUUUCGGUGCGAUUGGAUCAUACCCUCUUGAAGGCGGCUACAUUUACGUAAACCCUGGUAAUACCGCUUUAUCGGCGUAUGCAUUCACCCAGAAUGCAUCUUCGCCUUUCAAUAUCGCUGGCAAGUCUUCCGAAACAAACGGACAUUGGGGUGGUGCGGGCCUUCCGACUAUCACCAGCAACAAAGGCCAGCCUGGGUCAGGUGUCGUGUGGGCAACAGAUGUACAGGCUGGACUGCGGGCGUUCAAAGCGGUGCCGGUGAAUGGGACACUGAUUGAGCUACCGCUACCGAUGGUUGAGGGUGCUGUGAAGUUUGGGAGACCGGUGUUUGGCGAUGGCAAAGUGUUCGUUGUCGAUGGUCAGGGACGCUUGAUUGCACUGGGGAAGAGGUCGUAG
Molecule: messenger RNA, 1659 nt
Organism: Alternaria atra
Lineage: Eukaryota; Fungi; Ascomycota; Dothideomycetes; Pleosporales; Pleosporaceae
Exons: 2
Coding region: 1-1659 (552 amino acids)
Source: RefSeq, a predicted model, not a curated record